AUGACGGUAUCCAGGAACAAUACAAUACCUGCGUCUCAGGAUAUUAAGAUGCCUGCAAUAAAGGAGUACAAACACAUUCACGUGUUAAUAAAUGCUAGAAUGCGUACAGGAUCAUCUUUGACGGGUCGUUAUUUUUCUAACCAUCCUGACUUUAUGUACCUAUACGAACCGGAACUCACUUUACGACAUUCUCUUCGUUACAAUGUAUAUGACGACAGUACAGCGAAUAUAGAGAUAAUCCAAAAACCGUUCUACGAAAUUAUUGAAGGUUUUUUUGACUGUGAUUAUACAAGACGUCCUGAACUGUUACCGUUUAUAAACAAGACAGAAUGGAUGAAAUCAUCGAAUGGUUUUGCUCACCUUCAAGACACUGAGUUUAAUGCCAAAGAACUAAAUAAAAUAUGCGAGACGAAGAACUAUCGUGUGGUGAAGACGGUGCGGAUAAAUAAUAUUUCCAAAGGUCUUGAAACGUUAAAAAAGUAUGACGUGAAAGUCAUCCAAAUCGUAAGAGAUCCCCGGGGAAUGAUCAACUCGAGAAUAGACUUUGAGCACUUAGACGCACAACAGAAACAAGGUAAAAGCUCGCAAAAAAUCAGUGAAGCUAGUAAAAACUAUUGUAUAUGGUUAAAAACAAAUAUAGACGCUGUUUUCAAAGGGCCGACGUGGUUGAAGGAACACUAUAUGAUCGUGCGUUAUGAGGACCUGGUUGAAAAACCGCGUGAAUUAGUCCCGCUGAUGUACGACUUUAUAGGCUUGUCAAAUACAAACGAGACUGAUACAAUUUUAUCAAGCCAGAAAUCCAAACCAGGCAAUGCAAUUGCAUGGCGGUAUAGUUUACCAUUUAAUCAAACACGCAUUGUGCAAAAUAACUGUCCCGACGACAUAUUCGAAACACUAGGGUAUGUGAAAGUUAAGAAUGAAAACCAGCAACGUAAUAAUUCGUUCAAUCUGGUGACGUCAUCAUCACCCCAUAUUAGUAAAUUGAUAACACUGGAAUAA
Saccoglossus kowalevskii is the source of this 999-nucleotide messenger RNA. Its product is annotated as carbohydrate sulfotransferase 3-like. Gene Ontology annotation, molecular function: N-acetylglucosamine 6-O-sulfotransferase activity. The record is from RefSeq and is a predicted model, not a curated record. Gene Ontology annotation, biological process: N-acetylglucosamine metabolic process; sulfur compound metabolic process. NCBI's taxonomy places the organism in Eukaryota, Metazoa, Hemichordata, Enteropneusta, Harrimaniidae.